Trichogramma pretiosum is the source of this 1548-nucleotide messenger RNA. Its product is annotated as HD domain-containing protein 2. The transcript has 4 exons. Gene Ontology annotation, molecular function: 5'-deoxynucleotidase activity. The record is from RefSeq and is a predicted model, not a curated record. Lineage: Eukaryota; Metazoa; Arthropoda; Insecta; Hymenoptera; Trichogrammatidae. The coding region runs from base 310 to 888 and encodes 192 amino acids. Gene Ontology annotation, cellular component: cytoplasm.
CGACGAUCUAUAUUCGCACUUGUCAGUUGUCACGCAUUUUAAUUUAAACUCGCGAUUUUGAAAUCAAUGUGACAAUCUUUUCAGUCGUCGAUGCGCAUGAGAAAAGCGCGUGCGUGAGAAAAUUUCCUCUCAAACUCUCGUCUCGAUCUCAAGUGCUUCCCGUUUCAGUCGUUUCUAUUCUAGUCGAGAGACUAACGUGGAAAGCAUCGCACAGCAUUCACAGCAUUCCCGCAGCAUUCGCAGCAGCAGGUCGUUUGCUUCAACAAAUAAGUUUUUACGCUCAACAAUCGAUACGCGUCGUUAGCAAACAUGGAUGUUAAAAAAAUCAUGGAAUUUAUGGAGCUGAUCGGGCGCUUGAAGCAUAUCAAACGAACUGGUUGGGUUAUAAGGAAUAUUGGAGAUCCAGAAACUAUAUCCGGACACAUGUACAGGAUGGCCAUGCUUUCUUUUCUUAUUGAUCCAAAAGAAAAUUUAAAUAAAUCUAAAUUAAUUGAGAUGGCGUUAGUUCAUGACUUGGCUGAAUGCAUAGUAGGAGAUAUCACUCCUCAUUGUGGAGUAUCUCCUGAAGAUAAACAUAGAAUGGAAGAUGAAGCUAUGGAGAAAAUUUGUGCAGACUUAGGAGAAAGAGGACAAGAAAUGCUUGUGUUAUUUAGGGAGUAUGAAAAACAAGAAUCACUGGAAGCUCGAUAUGUGAAGGACUUGGAUAGAAUUGAUUUAUUAAUGCAAGCUUAUGAAUAUGAAAAAAGAGACAGCAUUCCAGGAAAGCUACAAGAAUUUUUCACCUCUACUCGAGGAAAGAUAACUAAUCCCUUUUUAGAAAGUGUAGAAAAAGAAAUUAACAAUGCGAGAGAUAAAUUACUUAGCACAGCAGAAGAAAAUGAAAAGUGAUAGUUGAACCAAAAAUUUUUAAAAUGAAAAAGCUAAAAAAUUGUUUUAUUUUUUAGUAAAUAUAAUUAUAUAAUCUAAAAUAGCAUUUAAAGGAAAAAAUAGAUAAAAAAUUAUUAGCUCAGUCAAAGUUAUGAUUAAGUAUGUAUUAAUUUUGAAAGUGUUCAAUUAGGAUUAGGAUAUUUUAUUUACAUAAUAUAAUAUCCUAACUGCUUUUCAAAGCAAAGUUAAGAUUCAUUGUUGAUUAACAGAUUAAAUAUUGAGUUUGAUGUCAUGAAUCAGAGUUUUAUAUCAGAAUUUAUUCAUAAUAUUGUUUAAAUUCUUCAGUUUAUCAUAAUUAAUUAUUUUAAUUAAUCUUUUUCUCAAUAACUCAUUGUACACAAAAGUUACAGUAAUAAGUAACAUAAUUAAAUCAUAUAAUAUUUAUAUUUAUAUAAAUAUAUUCAAUAUUAAAAAAACUUUAAUAUUUAAUUAUGUGUUCACAUUUUAAGAUUUUUUUGUAUCUUAAAAAUGUAAUUUUCAUAUCUUUGUAAAGCUCUUUUCAUAUUCAAAUACUUAAAUACUCAAAAUUAUUGCGCAAGUAUUACUAAUUCUUUAAAUUAUUGAGAUGUAAAAUUUAUUUAACCACGUAAAUGAAUGAUUAAAUAUUAUUUUUUUCAUACA